Messenger RNA from Sorghum bicolor (sorghum), 1059 nucleotides. RefSeq names its product SH3 domain-containing protein C23A1.17-like. The coding region runs from base 1 to 1059 and encodes 352 amino acids. The record is from RefSeq and is a predicted model, not a curated record. NCBI's taxonomy places the organism in Eukaryota, Viridiplantae, Streptophyta, Magnoliopsida, Poales, Poaceae. The transcript is spliced from 2 exons.
AUGACGGUUUCCUCUCUCACGCUCCUACUCUUCCUGGCACGGAUAUGGGGAUCGUGGGAGCGGGUCUCCACUCUGGGAACUGCCCCAUCGGGGGCUUCGCUCUACACUGAGAAGAGAAGGCCGGGAGCAGUUCCUCAGGCGCAGGCGCCGGAGCCGUUCGUGAUUCCGGCGAUCACCGGAGUUGGAAAGCGAAACCAAGGUACAAUGCCUCCACGGCCGUACGUACCGUCUGCACAACUCGUUCUUCGCCUCGUCUUCAUGAUCUACUACCGCGCCUGCCGCAUCGGGGUGCCGUUCGACAACGAGCACAUCCGGGACUCCCUCCUCAACACACUGCGGAAUCUCCUCGGAGAAAGCCGCGGCGCUGGUGCUCCGGUGGAGGCCGGGCGUCGUCGUCGUCGACGUGGGCGUCGUGCUUCCGCUCCAGUGGCACCGGUUGACCCAGUGAUGGGUUUGCCGGCGAACUGGAGUCCUGGACAGGGGGAGGCCUCCGUUCAGCACCUCCCCUGGUGCCCGUUCCAGGGAACGGCGCCGGGACCGUCCUCCUGGGUGCCCGUGGCGCUCGCCGCCAUGAACCCGGAGGCCGGUCCAUCGUCUUCGACCGCACCGCCUGGCUUCACCGACACCAGGGCAGCGCCAUCGUCUUCGGCUGGGGCUCCUUCCGCGAACGUGGCGGCUACUACAGCCGGUUCCCCGUCGACCCCGCUGCCGAACGGAUCGGCGACUCCUCGGCCGCUCGCGACCAUCGCAGCGCGCCGGGCCGCACCUCCGCUCCGCCUCUUCUCCAGGGACGCCGGCGAGAUCCUCGAACCCGCCAUCGCUGCACCGACUCCACCUCAGCCGUCCACACCCCCGGCCGUCAACAUCGCCGACACGGCCGGGAGCCCCACCAUCCGUCGCACCUGGAUCUCGGUGCCGCACGGCCCGUCAGCGCGCGCGCAGGGAAGCCCUCGCGCGAACGGCCGCGUUCGGGCACUCGAGAACGGGCACGCCAGCCCGGGCAUGAGUGGCGGCGGUGGCGCCUCCUCCUCGGAGGGGCGCGCCCCUCCCUCUGCUUGA